This is a messenger RNA of Austrofundulus limnaeus, 2132 nucleotides long. RefSeq names its product TAFA chemokine like family member 4b (gene tafa4b). NCBI's taxonomy places the organism in Eukaryota, Metazoa, Chordata, Actinopteri, Cyprinodontiformes, Rivulidae. Gene Ontology annotation, molecular function: receptor ligand activity. The transcript is spliced from 7 exons. The coding region runs from base 488 to 937 and encodes 149 amino acids. The record is from RefSeq and is a predicted model, not a curated record.
CCAAUCGAUCCGUGGUCGGGAGGAGUGAUGGGAGAGCCGAGCCUCUGCCUCCCGCAUCCCCACAUCCCCCCGGACACUCUCAUCUCUCUCCGCCGGCUGCUCAGCGCCUCGGCGUGACGCGCUGAAGUAAAGGGAGGUGAUGAUGGCAAUCUGGAGCAAGUCGCUUUUGCGCGAAGCCGGUUUUUGUUUGAUGAGAGGGGCUGUUUGUGCGCUGUAGCCUUCUUCUCUGUGUGUUAUCUUCUCUGGGCUGGAUCUGGACAGGAGGCGCAGAAGGAUCGGACUCAUCACUUCUGGGGAAACGGAAACAGUGGAGUUGAAGCAGAAAGUGGCCAAAGUGCUCUGCCGUCUCUCUUGGAUUUGUUACACUUGCCAGUUUAAUCAUGACGUGGAGGUUAUAAAUCUGGAGGCUUCUUCUGUUUGAGGCGAGGAAGAGGAGGAAGAGGAGCAGGUUCGAGGUGCGUGUGGACGCAGCCAUGGCCGGUACCCCAUGAGAAGCUGCGCGGAGAGACACAAGGAGACGACCGGCAGGAUGAGUGUGAGGGGAGGGUCAGCUUGGCCUUGGCAGGUGGCCUUCCUCGUUGCCUUGGUGAUGCUCUGGGCUGACCCGGCGUCUGCUGGCAAUCGCAAUCAUCGGGGACCAACAGUAUCGUAUCAGGUGAAGCAGGGMACGUGUGAGGUGGUGGCGGUCCAUCGCUGCUGCAAUAAGAACAAGAUCGAAGAACGCUCUCAAACYGUCAAGUGUUCCUGUUUCCCAGGUCAGGUCGCUGGGACCACCAGAGCCAGACCCUCCUGUGUAGAAGCAUCCAUUGUAGCCCAGAAGUGGUGGUGCCAAAUGCAGCCCUGUAUGGACGGAGAGGAGUGCAAAGUUCUGCCUGACCUGACUGGCUGGUCAUGCAGCACCGGUAACAAAGUCAAAACCACCAAGGUUACACGAUAGCAAGAGAGCCCCCGAGCCGUACAGGGACCUGGAGGAGGGUGGAUGACUCAGACAAGCUUACAGUACGACRGUGGAAAGAAAGGACCACUGUCAGGACAUCUGUCACAAACCAAAUGGAUAAAAUGUACUCAUCAGAAACUAUGUGCACCAUUUGGAGCCACACAUGCAGUAUAUUUAUUGAACUUACUGAUGAGCCUAAGGGACUUCAAUCAAGGCACACAUAGACAACAAAGCUACUCCUAUUUUCUAACAAAAGUCUGUGUAGAUUGAUAAACACUGAUGAGGCUUUUUAAGCGAUAUAUUUCAGCCAAACAUUUAGGUUUGGGUGGAAACGUUAGCAAAAAAGAAAAAAAAAAAAGGUGGAUCUUCUGAUUGUGUUGCUGGAUUUGGUUGAAAUGUAGAACUUACACUGGAAACUCUGGACACGUUUUGGGAACAAUGAAACCGACAUAAGCUCAUGAGUAGAAAAUAGCAAAUUAGCAUCAGCUGCUCUUGUGGGUCGAGUCACUACCAUGAAGACUGUUUUUGCAGAAGUCAUUUAGCAGUUCCAAUUAGGGGACUGCAGUAGGACCAUAACAACGUAUUAAAAAUUUAUGUAGGAUAUUUGCACUAGUCAGAACCAUUUGGGAAUGUUUUGUUUUCCAAGCUAUCGCACAUGUUCUGCUGUGGAUCUUAGAAAAAAAAAAAGAAAAAAAAAGAAAAGAAACAACUUGGAGGUGAGCGUUUUGUAAAAUGUCUGACGUUUGACAAACUGUAGAUAAAUAUGCAUAUCAUACCAACACUCAAUCUGAGUAGUUAUUUGUUAUAAAYGACUCAGACUCUUGAGCUUUGCUUUGGUACCAUCUGAACUUGCACAGAGCGCCUCGUGUGUCUCGUUUUUGCUCCGACACGUUUAUGAGCUCGGCCUCGGAAGUUAUGUAUCUUUGAUGUGUGAUGUUCGGUCUGCGGCGUCUUUUAUGUCAACAGUUUUUAAGGAGGCUCAUAAAUGUUUGAGCAAAACAGUUGGUUUUGUCUUCAUGUUACUAUUGAUUUAAAGCAUUUUUUCCCUUCUCCAAGCGGUUAAAAGCACUGUAAAUACAAAGCACUUAUAUUAAUAGAUUUUUUUGUAGCUAUCUUUAUGAGGAGAUUUAUGUUUCCGUGCUCAACAUUUCCCAUUGAUUGCAUCCAGAAUUGCAGUAAAUCAAUGAUUCAGGGA